Molecule: messenger RNA, 2529 nt
Organism: Trichobilharzia regenti
Lineage: Eukaryota; Metazoa; Platyhelminthes; Trematoda; Strigeidida; Schistosomatidae
Source: the annotation of a GenBank genome assembly
GAUAUGAAUAACAUAAUUUUUUGGUAAGAAACAAUGCUAGACUGGUCAAAUCAUCAAAAUGGGAAAUUAAUGAAUGAUGUCGCCUUAAAUAAACAAAAUUAUUACAACCAUACCAGUGAUCCAUUGGACUCCACAUUGCUAACAAAAGAUUUCUUAAACUCUUCAGAGAAUAUAGGAACAUGUUUAAAAAAUUAUGUCACACAAUCGCCAUUAGAAGUGAUGGCACAAAGAUUUGGUCAUGUGAUUCGAGAAUUCCAGUUCAACUCAAAUCCAACCAGCAAUAAUCAACAUGCAAAUGUUAAAUCUUUUGAUCAUCAUCCAUCUUCUUUUGUAAAUGAUUCAGUCUAUUCUUCCUCUUCUCCUUCUGCUUUGUCUCAGUCGUAUCCUUAUUUCACAUCUAACCUUAUAUCUAAUCAUACUCCAGUAACUAGUAAUCAUUUAACCCAGUAUGUUUCACCCAAUACUCAAAAGCUUCCUAUACUCUUAUCCAAAUCAUCAUUGGAUUAUUUUCAUUCCAGACUUUAUGAAACAGUUGGAAUGCCUGAAAAACAAUCGAAAAUCCUUUCAUCUAAUAUAUUAAACGAAAACGAAAUACUCAAGGCAAAUGAGGCCAGCAGUGAUGAUAAUGUAGAUGAAAAUCUCAAUCACUCCUCCUUAGUAUCAACAUCAGCAUUAACACCGUUAUCCCUGCCAUCAAAUAUCAACUCACAAAACUCAGUACAAUGUUCAACAUCUCGUAAAAAACAAAGUUUCUAUUAUCCUGUAUAUACUAAAACAAGUUCAACAAAUAAUUUAAAUAAUAAUCCCAAUGAUGGAGUUAGUGAGUGUGAAUUACAGUCAUCUGAGGAUAAAAUAACUAUGGAUACCAACUGUUGUUUAAAUUUAUCAUCUGAUAAUAAUACAUUUACAAAUCAAGAUAGGAUGGUUUUAAAUUGUAAAGAUUCUAGUCAAUAUGAUGCACAGUAUACAAAUAAUUUGCCGAUUUAUCAUAAUAAAUAUUCACAGUAUUUAAAUUCCCUGACUAAUUCAAAAUCUCAUGAAUUCAAAUGUCAAUACAAGCCAUAUUCUGCACCAAUUUCAAAUUAUUCCAUACAAUCAUAUGAUUACAUAAAAAAGUCUAUAGACUACGGUGUAUCACCAUCAUCAGAGUCUUCAUCAUUGAAUAGAUCAUUACCAGUCUAUUGUUCAACAGACUGUAAUAAUCCUAAUGUGAAACCACCAUUUUCCUAUAUUACAUUAAUUGUUUCAGCAAUGAAUUCAAAAUUAUCUAAAAAGAUCACGUUAAAUGAAAUUUAUGCAUGGAUCAUGUCAACAUUUGCUUAUUACCGAAAGAACACCAGAAGAUGGCAAAAUUCAAUUCGACAUGCUUUAUCAUUUAAUGAUUGUUUUAUUAAAGUUCCACGUCCAACUGGUGAAUCAGGUAAAGGUUCUUAUUGGACAAUACAUCCAAAAGCAAUUGAUAUGUUUAAUAAUGGUUCAUCAAUGCGACGUAAUCGUAAAUUUAUUGAUGAAAAUCGUUAUCGUAAUCACCAUCAUAAUCAUCACCAUCAUCAUCAACAGCAGUCUCAUAGUAAUUCUGUUAAACACAAUAACAAUAUGAAUACUACUAUGAGAAAUAAACAUUUAUUGUCUAUGAAUAAAAUCAAUAAUAAUAAUAAUAACAAAAAGAAUGAAGAAAGGAAUCAUAUUAAAAAUCAGCAAAACUUCCAAAUAGUUCAUAAACAAGGAAUAAAUAAUGAGUUAACAAUCAGUAAAACAGAAGAUAAUUUGAAUACAUUUCAACAAAAAAUCUAUCACAGUAACGACAGUAAUAACAAUAGUAACAACAAUAAUGAAAGUAAUAUUGAUAAGGUUUCUUACCUAGAAGCUGAUGACUUAUACAACAAUAAUAACAACAAUACCAGCAGUGAUCACCGUAAACUUGACAAGACACAGAAUGCAACUACAAUGAUGAAUACGGCAGAUACAGCUAACUAUAAUAUGUUAAAUUCUUGGAAUGUCCUGUCUUCAUUAUCUGUUGGUUUCAAUAGAUUAGAUGAUUGUCUUGUGAACAUCUAUAAUAACACAAACAUCAUUGAUAAUCAACCCUAUUAUACAUGCCAUAAAAUCAAAUCAAAUGGAAAUGAAAAUUUUAGAAAUUCUGAUAGUCAUAAUCAAUAUGAAACAACAACUUUCAUAUCAUCCUCGUCAUCCUCAUGUUCUUCGUCGUCAUCCCGAUCCCCAUCGUCAUCAACGCCAGCGUCUUCAGCAUCAACAUCUUCAUCGCCUUAUAAAUUUAAUCAACAAUAUGAUGAUCAAUCAACUUCUUUAUCCAAUUAUAAAAUGAUUCCUACAAAUAGUCAAGUGGAUUGUAAUCAUAAUGGCAUUAGUAUUCAUUGUUGUAAUAAUAAUAAUGAUAAUAAUAAUAAUAACAGUAAUAAUGAAAAAGAGAUAAUAAAUGAUGGGGAACUUAAUUCCUUGUCAAGAAAUAUCAAUGAACAAUACCCUGAAACAAAUUUGAAUCAAAUAUUCUAUGCAUAUGAUGACUGA